Molecule: messenger RNA, 297 nt
Organism: Strongylus vulgaris
Lineage: Eukaryota; Metazoa; Nematoda; Chromadorea; Rhabditida; Strongylidae
Source: the annotation of a GenBank genome assembly
AUGUUGUCAGAGUCGACAAACAACCAUUGUGAAGAAAUACCUGCGGAUAAACCGUCGUCGGCACCACUCCAGAGUGAGGUCAUUGUAAUCUCUGACGACAGCAGAAGUGAUGUUGAUAAGAACGACAAUCACGCUCCCGAGUUAAGUCCAUCUCAGAACGAUGAGGUCAUUACCAUCUAUGAUGACAGUAGAAGUGGUAUUGAUACAUGCGAAAACGAUGGAAUAAUUGAUGUGAUUGGAGACGAUGUUCCGCCAAAAUUACAAAUAUUCUCUCCAAAGGAAAGGGAAGAGGUUUGA